This is a messenger RNA of Medioppia subpectinata, 632 nucleotides long. NCBI's taxonomy places the organism in Eukaryota, Metazoa, Arthropoda, Arachnida, Sarcoptiformes, Oppiidae. The record is from the annotation of a GenBank genome assembly.
GAAAAAUUUACGGUUAACGUCGAGUAUCCGUUCAAAUUCACGGAUCAAACACUUAGAUCCUACAGAAGCUGCGCUAACCCUACCGGCGCUCGACAGACAAUCACAUAUCAAAAUGAUUACUCAUUUGGUGCCCAAUUUUACGCCAUGACGUGUCUUAUGUGCGCCGUAUACUCAAUGGCCGCACUCGUACUACACGCGUGCGCUGGACGUCCAUUUUGGGCCACCAUUGACAUGAUUGGCACCAUUAUGUUGACCAUAGUUUGUCCGGUGGCUAUCACUGUAUGGGUUGUAACCGUACAUAAAAUACGUUAUUUUGCGAGUCCAAGUAAUUUGUGGCUAGGGCUGGAGUUUUGUAGUGAUCCCAAUACAGCCGAUAGCGCUAACCCUCGCGGCGAGUGCUAUGAGUCAAACCCCGGGAAGUGGACCAUGCUCAAUAUAUCACAAAUUUGUGGUUUUGUUAAUGUAUUCUUAUGGGCGCUGAGUGUGUGGUUUGUCUAUCGAGAGACUCAAUCCCGUGGCCAACAAGUGUCGGAUCAAAAGGUAGCGCCCGUUGGAGGCCGACCUAAGGCCUGGUUUGGAGAGCAAACACCGCAAUUGUCGCCACACAAGUUGGCCGCCGGGUAUUAGCCAAU